Molecule: messenger RNA, 589 nt
Organism: Callorhinus ursinus (northern fur seal)
Lineage: Eukaryota; Metazoa; Chordata; Mammalia; Carnivora; Otariidae
Source: RefSeq, a predicted model, not a curated record
AUACUUGAAGGAUUUAGACUUCAUUUCCUGGUCAGUGUGGGAUCUCUGUGAGAAUGCGUACUUCACAUGGAACUUGCUCUCUCCUACCAUCAAAGGCUGCGUAUUUUCAUAGCUCUUCUGCCACCAUGAAGGAGGUUUUCUCGAAUGCCGCCCUUGUCCUGGCCAUCUCUGUGUGGGCUGCCCUUGCAGUUGAUUUCCCUCUUCCUACAGGCACAGGGGCUCGCCUACAAGAGACAAAGGCGGAGUGCACUAGGAAUAUAAAUAAGUGCUGGAUUUUCUCUUACAUCAAGCCAAGUGAACCCAUAUGUGGCAGUGACCAGGUUACUUACAGUGGUGAAUGCCAUCUCUGCUCCCAAAUCCUAUACAAAGGGCUUAACAUAACUAAACUGUACGAUGGACCAUGUGAAAACUCCUGAACUUACCGUGAAGAAUUAUAGAACUUGCUGAAUCCCCCGAUGAUCAAGGGAAACUUAAUGGUUGUCACUUCCAGUAUCAUCCCCUGUGUAGGAGAAUGCUGAUGCUGGAGGAAACCAAUGGUUAGAGGAUCAAACUCCUUGAUGUUUGCUUCUUCAAUAAAUGAUUCUCAGUA